AUGCGUUCCUUUUGCGUCGCGUCUGCUCCAUAUCUUCGAGCAAAUUCUGUACGAUGGAUUUCUUCAAACCCGCCGUUGAAACCGAUUGCAUUUGCAUUUGAUAUUGAUGGUGUACUUAAACAAGGCCCAGUUGUUCUACCUGAAGCCAUACGCACUAUUCAAAUGCUCGAAGGUAAUAAUCCAUGGAAGAAAAAGGUACCCUACAUUUUUAUCACAAACAGUGGCGGUAAGGAUGAGAAAGUUCGCGCCAAUGAUCUUUCGAACGAUUUCCAAACUUCUGUGUCACCAAAACAAGUGGUCCAAGCUCAUACAGUGAUGCGCUCCCUCGUGGAUCAAUAUUCCGACAAGCCUAUUUUGAUGAUUGGUGGCCCCGAGCAUCCGGUGGGCUAUUCACGCCAAGUCCUUGAGGGCUACGGUUUCCGCCAAGUGUAUACUGUGCACGACCUGCAGGCGUAUGCGCCACCUUCGUUCCCGUACGCCAGUCUUCCAUCUGAUCAAAAAGAUGCUGUGAAAGUAGGUGUUUUUAUUCUAAUUUACCAGCGCGUUGAUUUUUCGAAAGUGAAUUUCGCUGCAAUCUUGGUUUUCCAUGAUAGUCGAGAAUGGGGUCGUGACAUCCAAUAUGCCAUUGAUAUUAUGCGCGCAGAUCAUGGCAUUUUUGGAACUGUUCUUACCAACAAGGAGCUCAAGUCCCGUUCCCCUGGAGCUUUUCGAAUUGCACUGGAAGCUGUUUACAGUAAAUUAACUGGCAAAGAUCUGCAUGCUCUGUCAUUCGGUAAGCCUGAGCUUUCGACCUACGAGUACGCAAAUGGUCUUCUCCAAGACAUGCUCCAAUCCUCUGAUACAGACAUUUCACAACCUAUGGCACCCGAAAACGUAUGGAUGAUUGGCGAUAACCCUUAUUCUGACAUUGCCGGUACGUUGACUUUUCUAAACACAGGUGCAAACAACUUCGGUUGGUCCUCCGCUUUAGUACGCACUGGUGUAUAUCGCGAUAUUGAGGGUCCUCCCGCUCAUAAACCGACCCUGGUAAUGGACAACGUUGAAAUCGCUGUUAGGACUAUCAUGAAAAACUCGUGGUCGUAG
Molecule: messenger RNA, 1083 nt
Organism: Malassezia sympodialis ATCC 42132
Lineage: Eukaryota; Fungi; Basidiomycota; Malasseziomycetes; Malasseziales; Malasseziaceae
Exons: 3
Coding region: 1-1083 (360 amino acids)
Biological process (GO): glycerophospholipid biosynthetic process
Cellular component (GO): mitochondrion
Source: RefSeq, a predicted model, not a curated record